AUGCGAGCUGAAAGUGAAGGAGCUGACGGAGAUGCAGCUGACGGAGCUGCAGCUGACGGAGCUGCAGCUGACGGAGCGGCAGCUGACGGAGAUGCAGCUGACGGAGCUGCAGCUGACGGAGCGGCAGCUGACGGAGAUGCAGCUGACGGAGCUGCAGCUGACGGAGAUGCAGCUGACGGAGAUGCAGCUGACGGAGAUGCAGCUGAAGGAGAUGCAGCUGAAGGAGAUGCAGCUGAAGGAGAUGCAGCUGACGGAGAUGCAGCUGAAGGAGAUGCAGCUGACGGAGAUGCAGCUGAAGGAGAUGCAGCUGAAGGAGAUGCAGCUGAAGGAGAUGCAGCUGAAGGAGAUGCAGCUGACGGAGAUGCAGCUGAAGGAGAUGCAGCUGAAGGAGAUGCAGCUGAAGGAGAUGCAGCUGACGGAGAUGCAGCUGAAGGAGAUGCAGCUGACGGAGAUGCAGCUGAAGGAGAUGCAGCUGAAGGAGAUGCAGCUGAAGGAGAUGCAGCUGAAGGAGAUGCAGCUGACGGAGAUGCAGCUGAAGGAGAUGCAGCUGAAGGAGAUGCAGCUGAUGAUGACAAAGACGAGGACGAUCACCAUGAGGACCAAGACGAGGACGAUCACCAUGGCGACUUUUCAGCUGGUACAGGUGUUAAGAUCAGCAGUAUUGUCUUCGGUGUUGUGGCAGCAAGGUUCCUCUAA
This is a messenger RNA of Bolinopsis microptera, 696 nucleotides long. Its product is annotated as dentin sialophosphoprotein-like. The record is from RefSeq and is a predicted model, not a curated record. Bases 1 to 696 code for a protein of 231 amino acids. The transcript has a single exon. NCBI's taxonomy places the organism in Eukaryota, Metazoa, Ctenophora, Tentaculata, Lobata, Bolinopsidae.